AUGGACAACAUGGCCACUCAAAGCGAUGGUGCUGCCAAGAUGGAACCUCUCCGAUCCUCCUGUCCAUUUCUUGAAGAAGAGGCCCGACGACAUUUGCCCUAUGAUGUAAAUGAUUCCGUUUAUUUGGAGGUGCAAUCCAACGAGGAACCGCUCUUCAGCUACAUGCUCCGCUUUGUCAGCAAGUCAGUGCAAAAAGCCAGGAGUAUUCGAGCUGACAUGGGCAAAGGAAGAGGCCUUGGUGCAGAUGAUGAUGACAUUGAUGACUUGCUUGUGAUGGUCAAGGGCAAGGGCAAGGUUGGUGGGGCCAGCCGCAAGCGCAAGCGCGAAGUGCAGAUGCCGUCUGCCAACAUCGGCUUAGGCUGGCAUUCCUUCGAUUUCACUUGGGAAGAGAAGACCGCGCACAUUACGGCAGUUCUGCAGCGCAUUGGGCAUCCCACAGGUGACGGCCCAUCCUUUUUCACAUCAAUGGUCCUUUUUGCUCAAGGGCAGGACCAAAUGCCCUUGCUCAAGAUCUGCCAGAAGGCUGCAGACAAUGAAACCAAGCAGAAAGCGAAUCGGGUGUCGUUGUGGAGAUUUGACACAAAGUAUCACUUUUGGUCACGAAUCUCAAGACGAAUGGCUCGCAGUCUGGAUAGCAUCGUUCUAGAGGAGAGUGUGAAGCGACCACUUCUGGAUGACCUUGAGUGGUUUUUGAAAGAUGAGACCCGGACGUUUUAUGCCAAACAUGGAAUUCCCUACCACCGUUGCUACUUGCUACAUGGAGAGCCCGGAACUGGCAAGACCUCCUUCAUGAAUUCAGUUGCUGGACACAUCCAGCGAAAUCUAUGCUUUAUACAAAUGGACAAGCACAUGACUGAUGACACCUUCAGAAAUGCAAUGACGCAGCUUCCAGCACUUUCCAUGGUUGUUCUGGAAGAUGUUGACGCACUUUUCACGAACCACCGUGAAGCAGACCAAAACAAUUCAUCUUUGUCAUUCAGUGGAUUUCUGAACUGCCUGGAUGGUCUGGGAGCUCCAGAUGACGUGGUCAUUUUUAUGACAACCAAUCAUCCAGACAAGCUAGACCCUGCAGUUAUGCGACCAGGAAGAAUAGACUUGAAGGCGGAGUUCAAAAAGCCGAACAAGGAUGUGGCUUCCAAGUACUUCCUGACAUUCUAUCCUGGGGCAGAUGAUGCUGCUGUCGUCUUUGGAACUUCAGUAGGUGGACGCAUUGCAGAGCGCAAAGUCUCCAUGGCGCAAUUGCAGCAUUUCUUCCUGGCAUGCCACCGCCAGGGAUUUGAUGCAGUGAAGGCAUCACAAUACAUCAGCGACUUUACCUUCGACGAGCCCAGAUCUACGAUCUUUUCGUCCUAUGGUUGA
This is a messenger RNA of Durusdinium trenchii, 1359 nucleotides long. Lineage: Eukaryota; Dinophyceae; Suessiales; Symbiodiniaceae. The record is from the annotation of a GenBank genome assembly.